Messenger RNA from Priapulus caudatus, 1042 nucleotides. Its product is annotated as homeobox expressed in ES cells 1-A-like. The record is from RefSeq and is a predicted model, not a curated record. Gene Ontology annotation, molecular function: DNA-binding transcription factor activity, RNA polymerase II-specific; RNA polymerase II transcription regulatory region sequence-specific DNA binding. NCBI's taxonomy places the organism in Eukaryota, Metazoa, Priapulida, Priapulimorpha, Priapulimorphida, Priapulidae. The transcript is spliced from 6 exons. The coding region runs from base 281 to 1042 and encodes 253 amino acids. Gene Ontology annotation, biological process: regulation of transcription by RNA polymerase II.
CCACGCGUGUCGCACCGGUCGCACAUGCGCACCGCACAGCUGAUCUACUGUUUUUUUGAAUCUACGUCGAAGCCUGGUUGGUGUGCAGGUAGGAGCAUCUCGUGCGCAUGCGUGCAAUCAUAGAUUAGUUGUCAACGCUGUGAGUCCGCUGCAAAUAUUCGUUGAGAUUUGUUAGUUAGAGAUACUUUGUGUUGAAAGACUGCGUGGGGAGUGGUUUCAUCGACGUCGUAGGAAAAAGAAUGAUAGAGCGAAAAAAAUAGAAAGAACUACUAACACAGGAAUGGAUAUUUCGCACGCAAAUGCAGGUGUUUACGAGUGCAGAACGAUGACAAGUGUCGGAGCUAAGGACAUCGACAUUGGUUCUCCGCCAGAUUUCAGCAUGGGUCAUAUCCUGCGCGAGUCAGCUGAUAACUGUGACAGCCUCGUCUACGGCAAUGUAGCGCCGAUUACGUCAGAUUCACACUCGGAAAACAUACCGCCGCCGCGUCGGCAGCCGACGCAGUGCACCACAGCGCCGCAUGCGGCGCCAGUCAGAAAGAGAAAACCGGAAAGGGAAGCGGCGGAGGAUGCUGACGACGACGACGACGCCAAGGCAGGAUCUAAGAAGGCGCGAAACAAGAAGUCACACGGGAGAAGCCGCACUAGCUUCAGCGCACCUCAGGUCGAGGCUUUAGAGAAGGUAUUCGAAAUGACGCAAUACCCUGACAUCGCAGUGAUUGAAGGCUUGUCCGACAAGAUGCAGCUGCCGCGCUAUAAGAUAGAGGUUUGGUUUCAGAAUCGACGGGCUAAAUUCAAGCGACAGAAUAAGGACGAUCGUAAGAUGCUCAUGCGCAAUCAGAUAUUUCCGGGAGGCGCCGAUCCCACAGGACCUACUUCCGGUGUGCUCAGCAGCUGUCACGUGUUGACGGCGCCGCCAUCUUCCCAGAGCGCGCCGCCCGAAAACGAAAACCGUAGAGCACCGACUACAAAUUAUCCUGACAUGGAAGAAACACUGACGGAUAUUUCGUCGUCAGCGCCGCUUGACGAAAACCGUCAUGUUUAG